AUGUUGUGUUCAACAGCCUCCGGCUUGGCAGUUGUAAACCCAGGAUUCGACCCCCUCCCCUCGUCUAGCCUCCCGACAUUUGGUACUGAGACCUACAGCCAGCCUCCUUUUGCCGUGGAGGAUGAUUUCACCGCGUGGUUGUUCAACGAAUCAUCUGUACCCUCGUCAUCAGUCGCAUAUCCGUCAUGGACAGGCGUAAUCCCCAGCUACCUGGAUGCUGCUCAGCUUCAAACUCAGCUUGGUGUGCGUGAGAGGACCCAUGGCAUGUUAUCAAGCGGAGGCAUCUCAGACCGACCCAUGAGUGUUGCGAGGACGCCAGAUCGCAGGUCGCCACGUACCAUCAUGUCGGACGACAAGCUCCAGGAACUCCUACACCUUAUGGCGACGCGAUUCAACAAAGCUGCGUACUCGACAGUGGCCAGUCGCACAGAGUCUUUCCUGGACGGUGACGUGAAUAACGAUAACCACAUCCUAAGUCUACGCAUGACGCGAACGUACAUCGAGUCGUACUGGUACCACUUUCAUCCGCAGUUGCCCAUCCUGCAUCGCCCGGCCUUUGUCGCCGAUCACGCGCCCAACCUCCUUCUUUUGGCUAUAAUCGCCAUCGGCGCGUCGACGCUGGACCGUAUCCACGGCCCAGAAGUAACCGAAACUGUCUCCGAGUUGGCCAAUUUCAUCAUCUGGCAUCUUCGGUGGGAGGUGUUCAUGGACACCGAGUUUCAGGCUCCGACCAAGCUCUGGGUAUACCAGGCCCUGCUGCUCAUCGAGGUCCACGAGAAAAUGUAUUCCACCCGCUCCCUGCACGACCGGGCGCACAUCCAUCAUGACACCACACUAACUCUAAUGCGGCGCGGAAACUUGUUCGUCGGGCGCUCCGCGGACUCUCCCCAGGCCAGUUCGACAGAUGACCGGCCGGGCUCGAACAUGACGCCCGACUCUGCGCUGGACGAAUCCUGGACACACUGGAUCAAGGCCGAAGCCACACGGAGGGUCGUCUUUGCAGCCUUCGUUCUGGACUCGACACACGCCGCCAUGUUUGGACACCCUGCCAAGAUGACGGCGCACGAGCUUCGGCUACCGCUCCCCUGCGAUGAGGCAUUAUGGUCGGCGACCAGUGCGGCCGAAGUGGUACGGGUGCAGUCCAGCCUGCGAGCGAGUGGUGCGAAGCCCAACAUGUUCCUAGACGGGCUCAAAGAAACUCUUGAGGGACGGCGAGUGCGCACCGACGCCCUCGGGAGGUCCAUUAUCAUGACGGGCUUGCUCAGCGUCUUGUGGCAUAUGAAGCAGCGGGAGCCACAGGCGUGCUCCCUUGACGUUCCACCGUCGUUGGGCGGCCGAGACAUUCGGCGGUCAGCACUGCUCCGUGCCUUUGACGAUGCCCUUGGACAGAACGGAACGCCAACUUUUGGCUGUGAAUAUCGGGCCCGGCGCCCGCCCGGCGACAACUAUUUCACCGAAACGCGCGGCGUACUGCACGGCCUCGCCCACAUGGCAUCGCAUAUAGACAUUGCCGAGUGCCAGAGCUUUGCCGGCGCCGUCCAGCGCACGGGACAGUCGAGAGAGAGCAGCGCCGCUGUUGAAAAGAUGGCGGAGCGAUGGGCCGUCGAAGCCUCGGCCCGCGAAGCCGCCUUUUACGCCUUGAAGUUCCUGUCCCAGUGUUUGUUAACCGGGGCUUCCGAGGACGAGGACGCCUACUCGGGACGGGACGACUACAACCUCAACCGGCCGUGGGUCAUGUACAUGGCGGCACUGGUCGUGUGGUGUUAUGGGUUUGCGGCGGAUGGCCCGAUCCCGUUGCCGCCUGCUCUGGCGACGGCGGCAGAACAGCGCCGCGACAUGCUCGAGUUCCUGAAGCGCGUGGGCGGCGUGCGGUCUCCUCACGAUCUACAAGGCAUGCGACGGCGCAACCGGUGUCUGGGUCUGUUGAUGGUUCUGCGCGACGGGUUUGUCAAGACGCGAUGGGAGCUGUUGACAGAAGCCGCCAACUUGCUAGACAACUGCAUUGCAAAGUUGCGAGGCUGA
This is a messenger RNA of Metarhizium acridum CQMa 102, 2022 nucleotides long. NCBI's taxonomy places the organism in Eukaryota, Fungi, Ascomycota, Sordariomycetes, Hypocreales, Clavicipitaceae. The record is from RefSeq and is a predicted model, not a curated record.